Molecule: messenger RNA, 1696 nt
Organism: Schistocerca piceifrons (Central American locust)
Lineage: Eukaryota; Metazoa; Arthropoda; Insecta; Orthoptera; Acrididae
Product: transforming growth factor beta receptor type 3-like
Exons: 7
Coding region: 1-1161 (386 amino acids)
Source: RefSeq, a predicted model, not a curated record
AUGGCAGCAGGGCCAUCUGUACUGGGGGCUGUCUUGGUGGAGCUGGCACCGACCUCUGUGGCAGUUAUGGUUAUGGAGGUGACGGAGGAAGAUGCAAAUUGUGAAAUGUGUGAAGGACUUCAAAAGAGUGGAGUCUCACCCAGAGGAGGAAUGAAUCAGGAUGCAAUUCAAGUCCAGCCAGCUGGAAUUGAAGAAACAAGUGAAGACAAGGAAUUUUAUGGUGAUUUAGCAGAAAGUGAGGGAAUUCCUAUUGUCUGCAAAAAUCAACCAUACUACAUUGGUGGUAAAGUAGAUGUGUCAGACAGCAGUACAUUUGAUAUGGUGGAACAUAAUGGUGUCAGACACAAAAGUCUUUACAACAUGGACCUGUUCAGAGAUAAGGAGUUAAAUCAGCAACUCCAUUUUGAUCCUCUUAAUCUUCAAAUAGAAGAAGUUAGAUAUGGUGAACAAAUUUUUGUGCGGGCUUGGAUGGAAGGAGGUGGGACCAAAGUUCAGCUGGUUACUGAGAACUGUUGGCUGACAAAUUCUUCUGAUCCGAAAAGCAAAAUACAGAAGUUUCUUCUUCGUAAUGCGUGCCCUGUUGACUCUGCAGUCAGCUUACUGCAGCAGCAUGGAAGCUUCAGUUUUAAAACAAGCCCUGAAUAUGUAGAAGUGGGUGUUGUGUAUAUGCACUGUCGUAUUGGUAUGUGCACCUAUUUGGAGUCCCUUACCAAAGGAAACUUGGCAUUGUGUGUCAACAGAACACAGCAUUGCUCAAAGCCAAGGUCCCAGCCACUUGUGAACCAGACGACAGUGUCGACAGCUCAGCAGAUAGUUACCCGUGGGCCACUGAAGUUUGUACCCAAUUUUCUGACACAUGUAAAGAGUAUUGCAGCUAUCCCUUCUCCAACUUCUGCUGAAGCAGUGUUCCCACAUGUUGUUGAUAUGAGUACAACUUGUGUGUCCAUACAAGCUACUGUGGGGAUUGCUUUGACAUCUUUUGUGAUUGGUAUUGUACUGAUGAUAAUCAUUUGGUUCAUCCAUGUGAAAACUGAUCCAUUGCGGCAUCACAGAACAAAACAAGUUCAUCAGACUGGAGGAAUAACCACAGGAAAUAUUAGUGCAGGUGGCACUGUUUUCAGUGUACCCCCAAACAGUGUUGGGUCAAGUGCUAAUUUAUGAUAUGCUACAUGUGGUUCUCCAGUAAUGUGGGCACGGUUGUGAGUGAGCAUUGUUGUGACAAGAUGCAGCUUUUAUUAUUGCACCCAGGUUGCAGUUACUGUUGUACGAAAGAAGUGAUUGCAGAUGUGAAUCUAUUCACUUGUGAGCCGUGUUGAAGAAACUGAAAUGUGUAUGAAACCAAGUGUUGAGUUCCUAUUUGAACUGCAGUGUUUAACCUUUAUCAUCUCCACCAUCAGCAACAAAAGUACCGUACGUUAAAGUAUACCUCAUACAGAAGAAAUGAGUUGGCUUCAAAUAAAAAUAAUUGGAUGCACAUCAAAUAAAGACAGUCUUAAUGAUUCAGUGGUGCAGUAUCAGUAUGCAUGGUAGUGAUUUUUUUUAUUCGCUCUUUGCCUCCAUAUAACACCAUUAGUGUUUCAAAAUGGAACAGAAUCUUCACUUGCUCAAAUCAUUUUUGCAGUUUACUGAUAGAUUUGCUCUAAUAUUAUGAGUAUUUCUAUCACAUGUGAGAGUAACCUUUAACCUGCAAGGCAGA